Messenger RNA from Sphaerodactylus townsendi, 2529 nucleotides. Its product is annotated as carboxylesterase 5A-like. The record is from RefSeq and is a predicted model, not a curated record. The transcript has 6 exons. Bases 1 to 711 code for a protein of 236 amino acids. Lineage: Eukaryota; Metazoa; Chordata; Lepidosauria; Squamata; Sphaerodactylidae.
AUGACUCAAGUGGAAGAGCAUUUGCAGUUGGCCCCUGGUUCAAUUCCAAGCAUCUUCAGUUACAAGGAUCAGAUACUGAAUUUCCCCGACGUAACACGUGGCAUAAGUCGGGAGAAUGCCACUGCAUGGUUCCAGGUUGUGGCCACCAUAUGGGGGCUCUCACCUGAAUCCACACAGAAGGUGUUGGAUAAAUAUCUGGGAGACACGAAAGAUCCUAUCAAAAUACGAGAUGGCUUCCAGGAGUUGAUGGGAGAUUCCGUCUUUUUGGUUUCUUCUAUUCAAACAGCUAGAAGUUAUAGAGAUGCUGGCGCGCCUGUCUACUUUUAUGAAUUCCAGCACCCGCUCAACAUGGCCAACAACACCAGGCCAGAUUUUGUGAAGGCAGACCAUGGUGAUGAAAUCCCUUUUGUCUUCGGAGUGCCAUUCUUAAAUGGCCCGGAACUCUUCAUAAGCGAUGAUGCAGAGGCUGAGAAACAGCUUAGCAGGACAAUGAUGAAAUACUGGGCCAACUUUGCUCGCACAGGAAAUCCAAAUGGCAGAGGUUUGGUGGAGUGGCCACGCUAUGACCGGAACGAAGGGUACCUGGAACUGAACCUGCAGCAACGGAAAGCGGAGAAACUGAAAAAGAAGCUGGUUGACUUCUGGUUCGAGAUCUUACAUGGUAGAAAGAAGAAAACUGGGAAAGAACAGGAAACACAUUCGGAUCUUUAACUGGCAAUGUUAUUUGGUGGUGUUUUUUUUUUCUGUUGUCUUGCACCACCAAGUUCUUACAAAUGGUUCCUAAAAACUGUAAUUUCCAAAGCUUUUUAGCCACGAAAGGCUAAAAAGUAAUCCAAGGCUUUGACUGCUAUCAGCUGGCGUAUAUAUCAAAAAGCAAAUUUCAGGUGAUUCUUAUCAGCAUGUAGGAAAUGCUAUGAAGCAUUUCACCUUCAGGGUGUGGGUUUGCUGUCAAAUGCUGUCAGUGAAGUUUAAGAAUUGAAAUCAGGGCUGCUAUUUUUAGUCAAUUAAUGGGUUAGGUGGCUUGGCAGGAUGCCUGGAAUUAAAUGAACAGCAUAGGUUAACAUUUUAAAAACUGUUUUAAACAGGAAUGCUAGAAGAUGUCUUCUUCUCACUUGUCUUGAAGACCCCUUGCUGGGGCCGCCGUGAGGUGCCUGUGACUUGAUGGCACUUUAUACGGACACAGGAGUUGUCUCAGAACUCAAUCAGAAAAAAACUGAUUUUGGAUUGUCUAGCUCUCAGCUUUCCCCUGCCUUAAGUAUUUGGCAACCCAAUUCAGAGAGGAGUGGGUUUAUAUGAAACAGUCAUGGAGAUUUAUUUGCCUCACUGGGGAAACAUAUGGGCUAUGUGUAUAUCAUCUAAAAAUGCAGUAUAUUUUCCCUUCAGAACCGUUAUUUAUCUUCAUUUGUUAGUGCCUACAGAUUAGGCCAAUCCAUUAAAAGCAAUAUAGACAUUUUUAGUCACAUUACUGAAUAUUUUAAGAAAAGGGGAAGUGCCAAACCAUACAUUUUGCCUUAAUUGUAGCUCAAUAAUACAAAUUACAGUGAACAUAAAACAUUGAUAAGCAUGCAUGGGGCAUUUGACAAGUGGCGUAGGGAGGGAAAUUACGCCUGGGGCAAAAUGGUGCCCGCCCACCCCGUGGCGCUCCCCAGGGCCCCUAGCCCCUCCACUUACCUGAAUUCAGCUGGCUGAAAAAAGCAGCCAGCUGAAAAAGCAGCCUGGUGGGAACUACACUUCCCAAGAGACCUUGCAGCUCAUGUGGGCUGAGCGCUGGGGGUGGGGGGCAAGCGCCAUUUUUUGGCUGGUCCUUGGCACCUUUGGCUGGGCCUUUGGCUGGGCCUGCACCCAUCGGCUGGCCUCCAGCCAUGCUUUCUGGAGAGACGGAGAGCAUGCACACGGCUGGAGGCCAGCCGACAGGCAUGGGCCUCGUCCAAGCUUGGCCCGGGUGCACCUAGACACGCCCUUCCUCCUUCCUGGAAGUGUGGGGGGUGAUUUUUCCGGCCCCCCAUGUGACUCCCAUGGGGUCGUUUGGGGCGUUUGUCCCCAGAUGUUCCCGUGGCAGCUACGCCACUGCAUCUGACAUCCAUGAGUUAACCAGACUGUGGCAGAAAAGUAUAAGUAGGAAAGGUACUAACAUUAGCCUUGUCCAUAGAAUUCGAGAACCAUAUCAUGUGAAGCUGGGAAGAGAUUUAUUUGUUAAAGAGUAUUUAAAAGAACUAUUUAGAGUAUAAGUAAUUGGGCCCCUUCUCUUGCUGAGGGGUGCUAUGAAGGCACAGGGGCCAAAGACUGGCAUAGGAGUAAGACUCUGCUUCCCACAGAAUGGAUGCCACUCAAAGUGUUUUACGAUAUGUCUUGUGUGUCAAACCUGAGCAGGAAGGCGUUUGACUGCUGAACCUUUGCCCAGCCCUAAAAUGUGCCUGGCUACCCUGUUUCCCCGAAAAUAAGACAUCCCUGGAAAAUAAGACGUCGUAGAGGUUUUGCUGAAGUGCUAAAUAUAAAGCAUCCCCCGAAAGUAAGACGUAGCAAAGUUUU